Messenger RNA from Acanthocheilonema viteae, 444 nucleotides. NCBI's taxonomy places the organism in Eukaryota, Metazoa, Nematoda, Chromadorea, Rhabditida, Onchocercidae. The record is from the annotation of a GenBank genome assembly.
AUGCUCAUUUCCUAUUGCAGAGAGAUCAAUGAUAAAUUUAAUAUUUCAAAUGAAAUGAAAAACGGUAGUGCUGGUGGUAAUGGUAAUGGUAAUGGUAAUGGUAAUGGUAAUGGUAAUGGUAAUGGUAAUGGUAAUGGUAAUGGUAAUGGUAAUGGUAAUGGUAAUGGUANNNNUAAUGGUAAUGGUAAUGGUAAUGGUAAUGGUAAUGGUAGUGGUAGUGGUAGUGGUAGUGGUAGUGGUAGUGGUAGCAGUAGCAGUAGCAGUAGCAGUAGCAGUAGCAGUAGCAGUAGCAGUAGCAGUAGCAGUAGCAGUAGCAGUAGCAGUAGCAGUAGUAUUAGCAGUAGUAGUCGUAUUAGUAUCAGCAGUAGCACUAUUAGCAGUAAUGGUAGCGGUAGUGGUAGUGGUAGUGGCAGCAGCAGUAGUAGUAGUAGUAGUAGUAAAUAG